This is a messenger RNA of Triplophysa dalaica, 2931 nucleotides long. RefSeq names its product synaptic vesicle glycoprotein 2Ba (gene sv2ba). Lineage: Eukaryota; Metazoa; Chordata; Actinopteri; Cypriniformes; Nemacheilidae. Gene Ontology annotation, biological process: transmembrane transport; chemical synaptic transmission. Gene Ontology annotation, cellular component: membrane. Gene Ontology annotation, molecular function: transmembrane transporter activity. The coding region runs from base 355 to 2421 and encodes 688 amino acids. The record is from RefSeq and is a predicted model, not a curated record. The transcript is spliced from 13 exons.
UUGAACUAUAAUCUGGAGUAGAAGUACUCUUAAUACCAUUAAAUAUUUAAGGCUAUUUCUGAUGUCAAUUGUUUUAAAUUGCCAAUAGGAUUGCUUUACACCCAUGAGCGACAGACACAUCAUCAGACCAUCAAUAGAAUUGGUAAGGUGCAUCAUGUGAUCUUAUGUAAAACCAACUACAAGAAACUCAAUGUCAACAUAACUAUUGAGGCCUUAUCCUAAAAAAGUGCAAUUGAGAGUUUUAAAUAUUCCCCUUUUGCGUGGGAUCUGUACAUUUCAUCAAAAACGAAAAAACUACUGUGGAUUAUGCAAAUUUAGCUGGUUUCAUCUGCGAGAAUAUAACAUAUCCCCAAAAUGGACGACCCUUACCAGAACAACAUAAACCAGCAGAGAGAAACCUACCCCACAUAUGGAGAGGGGGGAGAUGAUGGCUACCCCUAUCAGACAGACUACCCUCCUCAGGAGGAAGAUGCUGCUAGUGAUGUCACCGAGGGCAACGAUGAAGACGAUCAAAUGUAUGAGGGUGAGUACCAGGGUGUUCCGCACCCGGAUGAGAUCAAGGAGGCCCGGAGAGCCGCGCGGAGGGAGGCGAGAAUGAAGGCCAGGAUGGCUGCAGAGGCCGAAGAGGAGACGUUAGCGGACCAAUACGAGACCAUCAUGGAAGACUGCGGUCACGGGCGUUUCCAGUGGACCCUCUUCACGGUGCUAGGUUUGGCCCUUAUGGCUGAUGGGGUGGAGUGCUUCGUGGUGGGCUUCGUGCUGCCCAGCGCUGAGAAGGAUAUGUGCCUCUCCAAUGCUGAUAAGGGCAUGCUGGGUUUAAUCGUGUACGUGGGCAUGAUGGUUGGUGCUGUUGUGUGGGGCGGUCUGGCUGAUAAACUGGGUCGACGGCAGUGUUUACUUUACGCUCUGACAAUCAACAGCAUCUUCUCCUUCCUAUCCUGCUUCGCCCAGGGUUAUGGCUUCUUCAUCUUCUUCAGACUCUGUUCAGGAAUCGGAAUUGGAGGGUCCAUCCCCAUCGUAUACACAUACUUCUCUGAGUUCCUGCAGAUGGAUAAGAGAGGAGAACAUCUCAGCUGGCUCUGUCUCUUCUGGAUGCUGGGAGGCCUGUAUGCCUCCUUCACCGCCUGGGGAAUCAUCCCACAUUAUGGUUGGGGCUUCAGUAUGGGGACAGAGUUUCAGUUCCACAGCUGGAGGGUGUUUGUGCUGGUUUGUUUCCUCCCAUCUGUGGCUGCUCUCGCUGGGCUUGUGUUUAUGCCAGAAAGUCCCCGAUUUCUCCUGGAGAACGCGAGACAUGAUGAGGCCUGGAUGAUCCUCAGGCAGGUCCAUGACACCAACUGGAGGGCAAAAGGAGAACCAGAGAGAGUUUUUCAAGUCUCUCAAAUUAAAACACCUCAAACCCAGGAUGAUGAGUUCAUAGAGAUUCAGAGUGAAACUGGCACUGCGUUUCAGAGAUUCAUGGUCAGACAUAUGACUCUGGUCAAACAGGUCAUGAAGAACAUGAUGUCUCUGGCUUCACCAGAUCUCAGACUCCACAGCUUGCUUAUUGGGAUUGUUUGGUUCACUAUGGCUUUCAGCUACUAUGGGCUGGGAGCUUGGUUUCCUGACCAAAUCAAGUACCUUCAGUUUGAGGAAUAUGAGUCUAACGUCAAGAUCCUCCAUCGCGAGAGAGUGGAGCGAUUUCAUUUCAACUUCACACUGCAGAAUCAGGUUCACAAAGAGGGCGAAUAUAUUCAUGACAGAUUUGUCAACAUUGAAAUAAAAAAUGUGAAGUUUGAGGACUCGCUCUUUGAGAACUGUUAUUUUGAAGACAUCAAAUCGACAGAAACCUUUUUUGAAAACUGCACGCUUAAAAGCACAGUCUUCUACAAUACAGAUCUGUGGGAAGAUUCAAAGUUCAUUGACUGCAAACUGGAAAAUACAACGUUUUUGCACCCCAAAAAAGGUUGCCAUCUAAACUUCCAGGAGGAAAAUGACAUCUUGAUCUAUCUAGUCAGUUUUCUCGGCAGUUUGUCCGUGUUACCAGGCAACAUCAUAGCUGGCCUAUUGAUGGAUAAAAUAGGAAGAAUUAAAAUUAUAGGGAUCUCAAUGUUGGUCUCUGCUGGCUGUACGUUCUCUCUGUUCCUGUGCUUCAAUCAAGGUUCUAUCAUCAUGUUCCAGUGUCUCUUCUUCGCAUCCUGCGCAGCCGCAUGGAACGGCAUUGAGGUGAUCACAGUGGAGCUUUAUCCCGCGUCCAAAAGGGCGACAGCGUUCGGCGUGCUGAACGGCACCUGUAAACUGGCAGCCAUCAUCAGCAGUUUUAUCUUCGGCAAGUUUGUCAGCAUCACCAAGAUUAUACCCAUCAUCAUGUCCUUCUCAGCGCUGGUUUGCGGAGGACUGCUGGCGUUUAAAAUGCCCGAGACCCGGGAGCUCAUCCUUCAAUGAAAAAGCCUAACUGAAAAAGCCUAAGGGAUGUCCCUUUGCUUGGAUCUCUGAACACUAAAGGAUUGAGCUAUGUUGAGCUAAUAUGAUGUCAUGUUUCAACGAUGUUAUCAUAGAAUUUGUUUCAUUUCAUCUUUUUUUUCUGAAUCCGUUUAGUAAAAUGUUCAGAACGGCUACACGUGGGAUAUUAAAGGGUUGGGAAAUGCUUGGAACAUAUUCUUACACCUUUCAGAUUUCUGAAUUUAACCUUAUUUCAACUAUUUUGUAAAUUAAUUUUAUUCAUAGCAUAAUGACAGGAGUCUUUAUCAGUUAGUUUUUGUUGUGCUGUAGUUCUUUCACAAGAGGUAGAUCACUUUAUUUACACUGUGUUUUUGAAUUACCAUCAACUGUUUCUUGUCAAUGCCUUUUCAUUAGAUCGUAAUGUAAGAAUAAUGUUGUUUGUGAAGAUAGACAUUUUUAAAAUGGACUUAAGUUUUAUGUGUUUUAAAAUGUUAUUUCUUAAGAAUAAUGUUU